GCAGCGUUCCGCGCUUCAAUCGUCCUCUUAGUCAUUGCUGACGAAAACCUGAUAGCGUCUUUUGCAUUGUCGAGGCGAGUUUCGGAAAGCUGUUGAAGCACAGUCGGGUGGAUUGCAGCCCUCCGCCCUGCAAGCUAAAAUUAGUCGCUUGUGUGGGAAAAUCGCCACGCAUGGUCACAAAUCGGUGCCAGUUGUAAAAAAUUCUCCAAAGUAAUUGCGAAUUUCAUCACUUCGCGGAGCCACUCGCCCCUCGAUUGGGAACGCAUCGACAGCGACGCCGCCAUGUUUUGCAGUUUCAUUUCAGUGGUCCGCGCGAGUGUUGAAAUUCAAUUCUGAAAUUUGUCAGUAGAGCGCUUAGCGGCGCGUAAAUAAUUCAUAAUAAUGAAGCGAGCAAUUCAACCGAAUGUUAGAAAGGUCUACGGUGGGCCAAGCGCCCAGCAAGAAAGUCAAAUGAAUGCCGUACGUAAAAUACACAACCUACUUUCGAGUGGCGCCGUUACAGUUACAGGACCAACACAACCCCGCAUCCUCAAACAGAAGAUGGGCAUUACGACAAAUGUAACAUCAACAACUUCGCCUGGGACAAUUCAAAACAGCCAAACACAAAUAGUUCAACAAGCGCCCUCGCCACAGAGCCGCUGUUACGUUUGUGAUGAAGUUGUGGGUAACCAGUGUACGCUGCUGUCAGAGUCAGUAACGACACACUCCAAUACAAAACUACCAAAUAAAAUUGGGCAAUUAAUUGGCGAAGCCUUUAUGGUUAUUAUUAGUUUAGAAGACGUUAUAUGUAAGCGCUGUGUCAUGAUGAUAAAUCACUUAGAUCGGCUGGAACUCGAUUUCGAAAGAGUAAAGUCAAGUUUACUGAAUUUUAUCUUUAAAAAGUAUGGAUUGUCCGAUGAAGAUCGACAGGCGAUCACGUCACCCCCAGCCAAAUUGCAAAAACUUAAUAGCGGAAAUACCGCCCGCAAAUUAAUAGACGACGAGCAAGAAAUAGGGACUCGAAAAAUUGUGCAAAGCGUACAAAGAGAUCCGGCUGAUAGUCAACUUUCGAACAUGUUCGAAGGUAACGACAAACAGCCCCAAACAAAAGUCAUAAGUCAACAACAAACAACCACACAAAACCAACAAACGCCAGCCCGCAAAGGACCGAUAAAAAUAUACAAGUGCAUGUCGUGCGAAUUCAAAACAACGGACUUGAAACAAUUCCAACCCCACUACGAAAUAUGCCGCCAACAGAACGGAUUCCGUUGUAAAAUAUGUAAAAAGAUUUUCGUCAAUAUGACGACGCUGAAACAGCACGUUGCGGAAAAGCAUCCCAACGAAUAUACCUGCAAUAUUUGCAAUACAAACUUCCUGAAUGAAAUUACACUGAAAAAACACAUGGAACUGAAUCAUCCAGAGAAUAAAUCACCGAGCGGAAUGGUAGCCGGCGAGCAGAUUCUUCAUUCCUGUAACAUGUGCCAGUACAAGACAACGGACAAGGCCAGUUACGACGACCAUUUGAGGAAGCACGUGAAGUUGAAGCCUUUCAAGUGUAGGAUCUGUUCUGUGCGCUUCGAAACACGCGAACAGGCAAGUAUACACGCUAAGUCCCAUCAGCCCAACUACUAUAAGUGCGGAACAUGUUCUGCCUCGUUCACACAACGCGAGAUGCUCGUCAAGCAUUUUGAAACGCAUCAGAAGCAACAAGCGCCACAACAACCUCAACAACAGCAACAACCUCAACAAGGACACCAAGUUGAGCCGCGCAUGCUCUCGACGCAGAAACUUCUUCAAGACACUAUCGAUGAAGCUCUGCGUGAGUCUGAGACGUUAGAUAGCAAGGGAAUUCACUUCUUCUCCUGUAAUAUCUGUUCGUUGACAUUCAUCCAGGAGAACUAUUACAAUCAGCAUAUGGAGAUGCAUAAACGUGAAGGCAAGAAGGGUGCAACGGUUGUAACAACUACUCCGACAACCUCCCAAAGCCUCAUACGACAAGAUAUGAGGAAUUCAAACCUGCUCACCACAACGGCACAAGGGUCAAAUAUAUCAGAGACGGACAUUGAAAGUAUUUUCGAGAAAAUGCACUCGGAUAAGGCGGAAAAUGAGGCUAGUAAUAGUAAUAGUAGUGAGAAUCUUGUUAUAACAAGUCAGGAAAACUCUGUUGGCGGAAUAACUUUCAACAUCACAAUACCUCGUCAGGAGAAUGCCAGCGAAAGGCCGGUAGCGAAAACGGGUAACCAAAAUCAAGCCGAUCAGCCUGCUACAUCGACUGCAUCUGGAGAAAGUGUCAGUGUCGGCAUUGAUAUGCCCGUCCUUGACCAGGGUCCUGAAGAUAGCAACCAGCGAAAUGCAGACCAAAAACUUCAGUUGGCAUCUGCCGAAGGUGCCCAACCAGAGCAAGUAGCCACAGGACCAGUCAGUAUGCCCAGCUUAGACGACGAGGGUGACUCACAAAGUCAGCCGUCCAACACAGAUCAAGUACCCAUGGAUCUGGAAGACAUGCAAAAUGCCGUUGAGGGCAAUCAGAUAAAAUUCAUACUUAACGAAAACGGUCAAAUCCUACAAUUAGAUAAUCAUAUAAUCACAACGGACGCGGAUGGGAAUCAGAUCCUUGUUCAAGGUACGGAUUCGGAACAGAUCCAACAGUUGUUGCAGAGCGUAGGAGUCUUACAAACCGCCGAUGGCUUGGACGGCGAACUCCAAAUGAUCGGCGAUAAUAACCAAAUGAUCAUCGUACAACAGGGAGAUAACGAAGCACAGUUGAUUGACGCAUCAUUGUUAAAUGCAGACGGUCAUAUUGUCAUUCAACAAUCCCAAGACGGUGAUAUUCCGGAAGGAGCGCAUGCAAUCGGCGAGGACGGAGUACGGAUACCCGUAUCGGUCGCAUAUACGACAAAUGAACAGGGCGAGACGGUCGCUAUCCACGCACAAUCCGAACAGCCUGAACAAGAAAAUUCAGAGUUGAUUAACCAACAGGCGAAAAAUGAGGAGUCCCAAGAGAAGCCCAACGAACCAACGGAGGAGAGUACCAGGCUCGCCAUUCCUGUGACUUCGGAACAACAAAUAGUCGCGACGACACAAUCCCUGCCUACGUCCACAGGCGAAGCAUUCUUCGCGCUUGAGGACCUCAUGCAGCAGUCUGAACAAAAGAAAUGGAACGAAAGUAAUCAACUAUUUUAGUUGAGAAAAAAAACUAUAAAACGAAGCAAACACACAUACCAGAGGAGGAUAUUUUAAGUGUCACACAUGUCAACAUUUUGAUUACGCAUUAGAGCUUUUAUUUCUAUUACAACUUCCCGAUGGAAGAGUUGACCCCCAGUUUCAUUUUCUACUUCAUGCUAUAUAAACCCACAAACACACACCUUAUAUUAUAUUUCAGAAUAAUAUAGACUUAAUACUUAUGAAUAGAACUACAAAGAAAAAAGAUGGUACGGAGGUGCACAGAUCUGGAUUUGUUGACAAUAUAAGGAUAUACACGUAAAAGAUAAAAUUUUUUUUUUGUUUCUUUGAAAUAUUUCUUUGUCCCUUUUUCAAUGAGUUUCACUUUGAUUAUGAGAAUGAUGUAAUAUUAGGAAGUAUGAGAAGGCAAAGUAAAGUAUAAAAAGCUUUGAUUUGUAAAAUAAAUAAAAAAUAUUAAAUUUAAGAAAAUAACGA
Hermetia illucens (black soldier fly) is the source of this 3636-nucleotide messenger RNA. Its product is annotated as involucrin. NCBI's taxonomy places the organism in Eukaryota, Metazoa, Arthropoda, Insecta, Diptera, Stratiomyidae. Gene Ontology annotation, biological process: regulation of transcription by RNA polymerase II. Gene Ontology annotation, cellular component: nucleus. The record is from RefSeq and is a predicted model, not a curated record. The transcript is spliced from 5 exons. Bases 382 to 3162 code for a protein of 926 amino acids. Gene Ontology annotation, molecular function: DNA-binding transcription factor activity, RNA polymerase II-specific; RNA polymerase II transcription regulatory region sequence-specific DNA binding.